Molecule: messenger RNA, 3504 nt
Organism: Lolium rigidum
Lineage: Eukaryota; Viridiplantae; Streptophyta; Magnoliopsida; Poales; Poaceae
Exons: 2
Coding region: 914-3340 (808 amino acids)
Source: RefSeq, a predicted model, not a curated record
CCGCCACACACUUCCACCCCCGCCGCCGGGUCCACGUACAUCUUCCGCGUCGCGACGGAGGGGACCUGCCACAUCUCCACCGAGGCGGUCCUGCGAGCUACCGCGCGCCUAACAAAACAAACCACUCUCAUCCAUUAACCCUACACCAAGCAUCUAUACGCUGAGUACGGUUAUCCAUCCGAGCUCAUUAAGCUGCGUGGCCUGAAGUGAUCUGAAGCGGAGCAGAGGCAGCUGAGCAAGCUAGCUGCUGCGCUGGUCAGAUUUAAAGUGAUCUGAAGCAAGAAAAAUGUUGUGAUUCUGCUUUCGUCAACACAUUUGCUAUCAGGUAUUUGCGCAAGAAAAUGUUCACUAGUAUCACAAUAUUUGUAUUUGUUAUUUUAGCUGGUCAGAUUGCACCGCCUGUCUUUCUGCUAAAGAUGUAUGUUUAAAAAUGUGCAUCCGCAGAGAAGAAAAAAUUCACGAUUCCAGUCAAUUAUGUUUUAGCUGGACUGUUUUCAUAGUGGCUUCAGUUACAGUAUGUUAUGAAGAUAAAUAAAAGGAAGAAUAUUCCCGUACGCCCAUAAUGAUCUUAUAUUCCAGCAUAGAGCAUAACAUGUCUCUACCCUCCACAUGCUUGCACAUGUAACUAGCUAUUGGUUACUGAAUGUUACAAGGGUAGCUCAAAAGUUCAGAAUUAACUAUACUGUUCUCAUGUGGCGUCUCAUCAAUUGCAUUAGACACUGUUGUCUUCACUUGAAUCUUCCUUGUAUAAGUUAGUUGCUAGCUUCAUGGUACUAUAUGACCUUAAUUCAUCGGUCGAUCAACCAGCAGACCUGCACGCCGCCUGGUAUGUUAUCUUUGACCUCACCUGUUGUCAUGAUCUCUCAAGCAGGCUUGCAGAUGCAUGCAACAUCCAUUUGCUAGUUAGAUGUAGAUGCAUUGCAUAUGCGACAUAUAUAUGAUGAUUUCAAUUUUCAAUGCAUGCUGUGCAGGAGAUCGAUCAAGCAAUCAAUUAAUGGAAGAAGCUGGAUGGGUGAACCGGAUGGGGCUGUUGCUGAACGUAUGGGAGAUCCGUGCAGCGGUGGUAUCGAGCUUCGUUGCUCAUAUUUUGCUCAUCCUCCUCGCCGGGAUUCGUCGGCGUAGAGCCUCUGGCGCACGGGUGCUCAUCCUUUGGGUGGCGUACCAGUUCUCCAGCUGGGUUGCUCCAUACGCCCUCAGCAACUUGUCCCUCUGCGGCGACACGUCAAGGAGGCAGCAGCUGGUCGCGUUCUGGGCGACUUUCCUCCUGCACCAUCUCGGUGGCCCGGACAACAUCAGCGCCUUGUCCCGAGAAGACAAUGAGCUCUCCAGGCGUGAAUUGUUAACUGCGGUGUCACGUAUCGGUGGAGCUAGCUAUGUCCUGUAUAAGCAUGUGUACCUCGGUGGAGGGGGCAAGGCUUUGAUCCGGGCGUCCAUAAUUAUUUUUGUCUUAGGUGCUGCCAAGUAUGUGGAGAGGGCAAUGGCGCUAUGGCGAGCUGACUUUCGCACCCUCCGGAGCUCAAGCAAGAAGAAGCAAGCAACUAGAUUCUUCACUGUUUGUGCUGGCUCGGAAUCUCUGAUCAGAAUGGGAAUAGAUUAUGAGAUGGAAGAUGAGGAAGCCCUGAUGGUCGCACAUGACAUGCUCCCAUUCUGCAUGCGUGCUAUGGCUGAUUCUUCUGUCGACACGGAGUCUCCUGACCUUGUUACAAGCAGGAAAAUAUUCACUCUGAGAUGGGAGAAUAUGUGCAAUGUGGUGGAGAUGGAGCUCUCACUCAUGUACGACGUCCUUUACACCAAGGCUACUGUCGUCCACACCUCAACUGGUUACGGCAUCCGUGUUGCCUCGCCGCUAGCCAUUGGUGCUGCAACAGUUCUCUUUGGAUGGUACUAUAACAAGGAAGGCCAGAGCAUAGCGGACGUGAUAAUCACCUACUCCUUGCUGUUAGCUACUCUCCUCCUGGAUACCAGAUGGCUGUUGAGGGCACUUGGGUCAACCUGGACGCACGCUUUCCUGCAGGCAAGCAGGCCAAGGCGAUGGCUUUACCAUGCUGUUUUGUGCUCCGGGAGAUGGCGCCGGCUCCGAUAUUUUGUUGUUUCUCUGGAUCUUGGCCGGUUACAUCUCACGGUGCGUCCAAGGUGUCCAAGCAGCUAUAGAAGGUGGUCUGGUAAAGUUGGGAAGUAUAACUUGCUGCAAGAGUGCACUCCGAAGACCAGUGCCUGCGGCAGAACUGUGAAGAAGAUUGGAUUGGAAGACGUUUGGAAAAAAUACCAGCACUCUAAAGGAAGUAAGCUUUCACAAGAUGUCAAGCGGGUGGUGUUCACACGAGUAAGUGAAGUACUCAGGGAAACAUACGAAAAGGCUAAGGGUGUCCGCUACACCAUGAAGGACAUCACAACGUCCUGGGGUCAGGUGACAGUCAAGAGGCGUCAUAAAGAACUGGAAGAACUCCGUUUGGCAUUUGGCCAUGAGUUCCAAGAGGACAUCCUUGUAUGGCACAUUGCUACCCAAGUUUUCCUUAUCCGCAGCCAUCAAUCACAGAUCAUCCAUGACAAGAAUGUAGCGACACAUGCCAAGGCGAUCAAGGAAUUGUCGGAGUACUUGAUGUUCCUCGUCGCCAUGCGCCCGGCCAUGCUACCUGGCCUUCCACUCCGCAGCCUGUAUGAAGAAGCCCUCAAGUGUUUGCAGGAACUAGACACUAGUGGCUCUAAUUCUAGUUCUGCAACAAGAGAGGAGAAGGUCGCCGAAAUCCUAGUCAACAGGAAAAAAUAUGAUUACAACUUGGGCUUUGGGCGCGAUAUAGCUGGUAUCGUCUAUGAUGGAGCUAAUAUUGCCAUUGAGCUGCUUACGGUUGAUGAGUCGAAGAUGCCAGAACUGUUGGAGCUCGUCUUCAACGUGUGGGUGGACAAGCUGCUGUAUGCGGCCACCAAGUGCAGCCCGGAAUCCCAUGCCAAGCAGCUGAGCCGUGGCGGUGACCUCACCACCAUCGUCUGGAUUAUGGCACAACAUGCUGGUCCGUUCCGGAUCGGUCACUGGGGUCCAGAUGCUGAUGAUGAUGAUGAGAUGCAACAAGAAAAGACGAAGCCAAAGGAAAAGAAGAAGCCAGAGGAAAAGAAGCCAGAGCCAAAGAAGAAGCCAGAGGAAAAGCCAAAGCCAAAGAAGGAGGAAAAGAAGCCAGAGGAAAAGAAGCCAGAUGAGAAAAUGGAACCGAUAGCUUCUCCAUGGGUGCCCGCCAGACCACCAGCAGCCCUGCCGACUCCUCCGAUGCCAGAAGACACCGAACCACCCAAACCCCCCCGCCGUGACAGGCGUAGAAAGUAUGCUACGCUGUACCCAGUGGACUGAUCGAAUAUCAAUCAUUUGGCGAUCGAAGUUGCAUUUCCACUAGUGCACGUAUGUUCAAUUCUCUCAACUAUGUACCUACUUCCUCCGAUGCUUGUUUUUUCGAUUUGUCGAGUUAUUUUUUUUUUUUCUUGAGAAUCCCUGCCGAGCUAUUUCUGGGCUCAGAA